AUGUUCAUCCAAGUUUCUUUGAUAAUUUCGAAACAUACCCAAAUCAGGCCACUUUCUGUAUCCUAUUCAGGCGAACUUGGCCUACGAAGGUGGGGCGUUGUGAGUGGGCAGGGGGUUGUACUAAAAGGAGCUGAAGCCUGGGACACCGGCUUGCCGUAUGCCUCCGACAUGUGGCCGUCUACACUUCAGCAGGCGCUCAUCAGUCGGUCUGUUUUGCGUCUCUCCUCGGAGACCAUCAGCCGAGGCCGGUGA
Protopolystoma xenopodis is the source of this 252-nucleotide messenger RNA. The record is from the annotation of a GenBank genome assembly. NCBI's taxonomy places the organism in Eukaryota, Metazoa, Platyhelminthes, Monogenea, Polystomatidea, Polystomatidae.